Dentiscutata erythropus is the source of this 845-nucleotide messenger RNA. NCBI's taxonomy places the organism in Eukaryota, Fungi, Glomeromycota, Glomeromycetes, Diversisporales, Gigasporaceae. The record is from the annotation of a GenBank genome assembly.
AUGCGUCAAAAAGAAAGAAGAGAUUAUGUUAAGAUAUACGAUCAGAUAUUAAAAGAAAUAAAUGAUAAAAAUGUAAAGAUUGAAGAUUUGAAACAUGAUGAGGGUGCUAUUUCGAAAAAGAUUAUCAAUCAACUAAAAGAUAAACCUUUGGCAAAAGAUCUGUUCGACGAAUUGCACGAAAAAUGUAAUGAGAAAUACACAAAAUUAAUUGCAAAUAAUGCAGAAGAAUUAGCAGAAGAAUUAAAAAGACAAAUCAAUGAAGAGAAAAGCUCAAAAAAUCUCGAGAAUAUCAAGAAAAAUAUUGAUAAAUUAAAAGAAACUAAUGCUGAACUAGGCAAGAAUGUCGAAUCAUUACUAGAACAAAGAUUGACACGAAUCAAAGCAUACGAAAAAAUAUUAGAAGAUAUUAACAAAGAAUUAGAUGUUGAAAAAUUAAAUGAUAAAAAAGAAAUCGAUGAAGAAAUUCAAAAAUUAAAACAAGACGAUGCUGAAUAUCCAAACAAUCUCAUUACCGAACUGACAAAACAACGAAAUAUCCAGAAAGAAAAAGUCAUUGAAACAAAUAAAUACAACGAAUACGAAGAAAUCAUCAAUGCUCCAUUUGACCAUCCACAAACUUUGAUAGACGCAUUAGAUUUGGAUAAGAUUAAACAACUUAAUAAUGAUAAAUUGUUGGACAAUAAACAAAAAAUUAAUUUGGAAAAUUCAUACAGAAAAAAACUUACCGAAUUAAACACAAAGAUUGUUCAAGAAGAAAAAGAAAAAUAUAACAAGAUUGAAAAAAUAAUCAAAGAAUGUGAAGACCCUGUUCUGUUUAAUUCGGAAAUGUUUAAUGAAAUUUACAG